Messenger RNA from Plasmopara halstedii, 249 nucleotides. RefSeq lists its product as uncharacterized. The record is from RefSeq and is a predicted model, not a curated record. The transcript has 2 exons. The coding region runs from base 1 to 249 and encodes 82 amino acids. Lineage: Eukaryota; Oomycota; Peronosporomycetes; Peronosporales; Peronosporaceae.
AUGAAAAGUAAUAUGGCGAUAAGCAUGUACAACAUUUCCAGUAAAUGGAUUAAAUCAUUUAGCGCAGCUUGGAUUAAAUCGGUGCCAGAAGCGGUUCGGAGUCACUACGCUAAUUUUUUUAGAAUGGUGAGCGUACGCGAGGCCUUACCCGCCGUAUUCGAGUACGACGAGAUAGAGUAUGCCGCGAUUACGAAUUGUAAUCUCGCCCGUACGAAUUCUCAUCCACGGCAAUUGGCUGGGCAGGUGUAA